UUAUUGACAUUUUUUUUUUUUUAAAGAAAUAUCAAAAAUCUGGAAACGUAUUUCCACACAUUUUAAAAGGUUUUGUUUAAUUUUUAAUUAUACGUCAAUAAUUAUGGACCACAGAAGAGGGCAUCACUCCACAGAGGAUCCUCCUAUGUCCAGAUUGUUCAUAGUGGGCCCCAAAGACCUUACCGAGCAAGACUUUAGGAGGGCCUUCCAACAGUUUGGCAAUGUUGAGGAGAUUUGGAUGGUAAAUGAUAAAAAUACCGGCGAUUAUAAAGGAAUAACUUAUGUGAAAUUUUCAAAAACAUCCGAGGCUGCUAUAGCACUUGAACAGAUGAAUGGCACCCAAAUCAAUGGAACAAAAAAUAUCAAGGUUAUGAUCGCUUCUAGUCGAGAUCAAGGUUCAAAACGAGACCAUGUAGAUGAAGAAAGAUCACAAAGACUAUUCAUCAUAUGCCCGAAAUUGAUGAAGGAAGCCGAACUUUCUGAAUAUUUCAAACAAUUCGGAGAUGUCGAAUAUGUGAGCAUUGUAAGAGACAGAAACACCGGGAACAGUAAAGGGGUCGCUUUUGUUAAAUUUUAUAAAUUCUCCCAUGCAGCUAAAGCUUACGAGCAAUGCGACCGUAAAUACAAACCGGUAUUCGCCGAACCGAAAAGUACCAGGGAAACGGACAUGUCGAAAAGGGGCUCAUUGGGUGGUGGUGGUGGUCACCCUUGGGGAUCCCUCCAUCAAGGCAUGGGACCCCUAUCGACUGGUAGCGGUGGCAGUUUUGACUCGAGAAUUGGGUACAACAACCAGAUGCCGUCUGGAAUUCCAGGACCGAGCGGCGGAGGAGGCGAAAAGUUUACUAAGUUGACUGUUAUUGCCAGCCCGGAUAUAAAUCAGGACCAGAUGUGGAAGUUGUUUGAUAUUGUACCAGGCCUGGAUUUCUGUCAAGUGCGUUACCAAGGUGGCGCGAUGGGUUCGUCCAGGGCUGUGGGUGAAGUGGUGUACACCUCGUACCAAUGGGCCGCCCACGCUUUGGAAAAACUCCACGGGUUCGAGUACCCACCGGGUUUCCGUCUUAUCGUGAAACCGAUUUACGAUAUGGCUCCUAACAGAAGGGGCGGACCCUUCGAAAGGGACGGCCUAGGGAGAAACAACAAGAUGGACGACAGGAGAGGAGAUUCCGCCGAUUUGUUAAAUAUUGCCGAAAGUAUUGCUCAGGCUACGAGUAUUAUACAGAAAGCCGGAUUGGAUCCAGCGGCAAUAUUGAACCUUAAGGCGCUAAACUCUGGCAGCGGUUACCAGGACACCGUAAGAUGUAACGUGGACCUUCCCGAUCAAAAACCACUUGCAAAUAUUGACGACGAGUGUGUAGCAAGAUGUUUCGUGGUUUGCAGCGUCCCAUUGCCAAACUCGGUGCUACGAGACGUAUUUUGUCGUUUUGGGAAUUUAAUCGACGCGUAUUUGCUGGCGAAUCGGAACUGUGGAUACGCCAGGUACGCGGACAAACAUUCCUGUCAAAGGGCGAUAGAAACUCUACACGGUAACGAGAUAAACGGGGUCAGACUGAAAGUAAUUGUGGCAGAAGAGCCUCGAAAGCGGCCUAGGACGGACGACGAAGAUUUGUAAAACAAGAGACUGGGACAAACAAAAAAUUACACCCACCCGUCUAUUUUACUUACUGAAGAAUUCUUACCGUAGACUUACCUACUCAGUACUGUUUACUGCUACUGUUUUACCGACUGGUCUUUUUAUUUGUGAAUUAUCGCACGUUUUUAUAGUCGAACUUACGUUUACCUUUUUACUUAAACACACUGGACUUUUUUGGGUAAUGUUUAAUUUAAAAAAAAAAUGCUUACCAUAAUGUAUCUUUAUAGUGUCUAUAAUUUUAGUUGGUAUGUAAACGGUUUCAAAUAAAACAAACCACAAUUAGUCAGUAAAA
Anthonomus grandis grandis is the source of this 1922-nucleotide messenger RNA. Its product is annotated as RNA-binding protein 45. The record is from RefSeq and is a predicted model, not a curated record. The transcript has 9 exons. NCBI's taxonomy places the organism in Eukaryota, Metazoa, Arthropoda, Insecta, Coleoptera, Curculionidae. Gene Ontology annotation, molecular function: RNA binding. Bases 104 to 1609 code for a protein of 501 amino acids.